Messenger RNA from Entelurus aequoreus (snake pipefish), 1228 nucleotides. RefSeq names its product podocan (gene podn). The transcript has 8 exons. The record is from RefSeq and is a predicted model, not a curated record. NCBI's taxonomy places the organism in Eukaryota, Metazoa, Chordata, Actinopteri, Syngnathiformes, Syngnathidae. The coding region runs from base 165 to 1088 and encodes 307 amino acids. Gene Ontology annotation, molecular function: protein binding.
CCUCCUCUUCCUCUUCCUCUUCCUCCCUGCUCUGCUCUGCUCUGGUGUGGUGUGGUGUGGUGUGGUCACAUCUGGAGAACGUCGAGCAAAGCGAGAGCUCCUGGCCUCCUAUGGACAGCGGACUGAAGCUUGUCUGAAAGGGUGAAGUAUGGAAGACCGCUUGCAUGCUUGUUGCGCUAUCAGCGGCGAGCAUGGCCUUUCCCAAGCAUUCCAUCCCGCAGGCCCUCGGCUUGCUGGUCCUGGCCGGGCUGUUGGUUCUGGGCCAGGUCCCGGGGGAACCGGAGGCGGAGGAGCCGGCGAGGCGGCCCGAUAUCGCUGUGGCGAAAUCGGAUCCCAGCAAAUGCCCGACGGACUGCAGCUGCAUGGCCGAGGGGGCGGUGGAUUGCGCCGGAGUGGACCUCGUGGAGUUCCCCAGUGGUCUGCCGAACACGACCCGCCAGCUGGAGCUACAGAACAACAAAAUAGAGGCGAUAAGAGUGGAGCACCUUUCAUAUCUCCAUCAAGUGCAGACGCUCAACCUGCAAAACAACCGGAUCACCACCAACGGCCUGGAAGAUGAAGGCUUUGAUAUGUUGGAGGAACUGGCUUACCUGUACCUGGGCAACAACAAGCUUACCUCAGCACCAAAAAUCUUACCGCCUUCAUUGGUCAGCGCCGACCUUGCUGCCAAUCAGCUGACCGAGAUUUUCCCAUACACGUUUGGUUACAAGCCAAAGCUAAGACUAACGAUGCAAGUUUCCAGCACUGUGUACCUCCACAACAACAACCUAACGGACGCCGGGCUUCCUGAUCACAUGUUUAACUGCUCCGACAAUCUGGAGAUCCUCACCAUGUCAAGCAACUUACUGCGGACCGUCCCUAAGAACCUGCCCCGCAGCCUGUACCGUCUCCACCUGAAGAGAAACAAGCUGGAGAAAAUCCCCGCCGGAGCCUUCGACAGCAUGCCGAAACUUCGCGAGCUUUAUCUGCAGAACAACUUUCUCAGCAACGAGGGCAUGGACAACGAGACCUUCAGGUGGAGAAACGAGCCUCUUGAACAGCCUGGAAUAUUUGGACUUGUCCAACAACAACCUCAGCGUGGUGCCUAAAGGUCUGCCUCGCAACCUGCUGCUGUUGCACCUAGAGAAGAACUCCAUCCGCAGCAUCCCCGCGGAUGCUCUCGUUUCCGCCCGGAAUCUGGAGUAUCUUCUGCUGCACAACAAUAAGCUGCGCUCACGUUUCAUCCACC